Molecule: messenger RNA, 1524 nt
Organism: Rhopalosiphum padi (bird cherry-oat aphid)
Lineage: Eukaryota; Metazoa; Arthropoda; Insecta; Hemiptera; Aphididae
Exons: 9
Coding region: 1-1446 (481 amino acids)
Molecular function (GO): calcium ion binding
Source: RefSeq, a predicted model, not a curated record
AUGGCCGCGGGCGUCGAUCGGAGUGUCGUAGUCAGACGCGGUCACAGGCAUACUUCUAAAGUUAAACGGGACUUAUGGAGAAUAUGUAAGCAAAUUCGAGAGGUAGUCAAUUACAUCAAAUUUAAUUUUUGGGAAUAUUAUUCAAUUUACGAUAUAAAAAACACUGGAUUUGUAACCGUUUACAAAUUCAAAAAUACAUUAUCUGGACCAUUAAAAUCUAUUACUAAUUUAAAGGAUGAGGAAAUACAAUUUCUAGUCAGCUAUUUUGAAAACUCCAAUGGACAAGUACCGUAUGGACAAUUUUGCGAAAUUAUACAUGAAUCAAAGAAACCAAAAAAUUUAAAUGAAUUGAACUGGGUGAAAAAAAAUGACCCAGAAUCAUUUUUUACUAAUGUAAUUAUAGAAGACAAAAUUAAAGAAAAUGUUAUAAGAUCAUAUUGUAAUCAAGAUGUAUAUCAUCCACUAAUAGAAAAUAAAACACAUAAAAAGGAUAAUGUAUUAACAAUAUUGAGAAACCUUCAAAAAUCUAUUUAUGAAAAUCGAAUUGAUGUUGGACAAUUUUUUCAAACAUUUGAUCCUGAUUCAAAAGGACAUGUAACUGAAACACAAUUCCGCAGGUGUUUAGACAUGAUAGGUGUUAGUUCAUUAGGUAAAAUAUACUAUCCAGAGAAAGAAUUAUCUACAUUGUUGCUUAUGUAUCAAGAUAAAGAAUGUCCUGAAAGAAUCAACUGGAAACAAUUUGAAGAUGAAAUAGAUACUGGUAAAAACAAAAACAAGAUAGUUAACGAUGAUGACGAUUAUGAUAUAUCUCUAAAACCAAUCAAGAAAAUAAGAAAAAUAACAUUAAAUACAUUAAUUAUCAAAAUAAAAACAAUGGUAAAACGAGGAAGAGUUCAUCUUUAUCAGUUUUUCAAUCAAUUUGAUUUUUCAAAUCAUAAAGUCAUGUCAAAAGAUAAUUUUCAACGUGGAUUAGAUAUGGCAGGCAUUAAACUCGAUUCAAAAGAACUUACAAUUUUAAUAAAUGAAUUUGAAUCGAAAACACACCCAGGUCAAGUGGAUUAUCAUCGUUUUUGUAACAUAAUUGAGGAGGCAUUCGUUACAUUAGGUUUAGAUAAAAAUACGUACUUGGAUCCUUAUGAAUAUUUAACUUCAUAUGAAGGUUUAAGUAAUUAUUUAACUGACGAACAAAGCAGUGCUGUCGAUUCUGCUUUGAAAAAAUUGCGUAGCAAACCAAAUAUCGGCUUAGAUGACUUGUUCAAGAAUUACGAUAAUAAUAGUCAAGGAAUUGUGUCGAAUGAAGAAUUUUUAUGUGCUCUGGCUGUUCGCAAAUUGAACAUGUUGUUGUCGGUUUAUGAAGUAAAAUGUUUGGAAAAAGCGUUUAGCAGAGAUGAUCGUCCAAAUUAUUUUAACUAUCGAGAUUUUAUGAAGACUAUGAUGGAUAGUUAAAUGUGUUAUUUAAAUAUCAAUUGAUGCUGCAGUAUACAUUUAUUGUGCCCAUUUCUUAUAUAUACAGGGUGAUUAUUU